AUGUUUGACCCGACGGUGCGAGAGGCCGACGUUACCAUUUGUGUUAUACUAACGGUUUUGUCGUGUUUGGACCAUAGUUUAAAAAUUGUGUGUGAAUAUAGAUUACGAAAGAGAACAAGCAGGUUGCAACAACUUUCUAACCAACUUGUUGCAAAUUCGGAACCGGAACCAGUCGAUGACGACGCAAGUUUGCAAGAUGGUUGUUCAGAAGUUCCAGAAUAUGAUACUAAUUUGAAGAAGGAAUUAUGA
Messenger RNA from Diabrotica balteata, 249 nucleotides. NCBI's taxonomy places the organism in Eukaryota, Metazoa, Arthropoda, Insecta, Coleoptera, Chrysomelidae. The record is from the annotation of a GenBank genome assembly.